Sinocyclocheilus grahami is the source of this 1474-nucleotide messenger RNA. RefSeq names its product BTB/POZ domain-containing protein KCTD12-like. The transcript has a single exon. NCBI's taxonomy places the organism in Eukaryota, Metazoa, Chordata, Actinopteri, Cypriniformes, Cyprinidae. The record is from RefSeq and is a predicted model, not a curated record. Gene Ontology annotation, cellular component: postsynaptic membrane; signaling receptor complex; presynaptic membrane. Gene Ontology annotation, biological process: protein homooligomerization; regulation of G protein-coupled receptor signaling pathway. Bases 118 to 930 code for a protein of 270 amino acids. Gene Ontology annotation, molecular function: protein binding.
CAGCCGUCAUGUUCCUCCUCCUACGUAACUCUGUUUAGCCUACAUAAACAAAGCUGAAAUAUUCCACUCUUCUUCAGUCCCGUGAUUGCACCGGAGGUCUCGCGCAGCUGUGCAGAGAUGGACAAGAGUCGCGCGGACGCUUCCCAGCGAUUCCCCGAAAUUAUUGAGCUCAAUGUCGGGGGGCAAGUUUACGUUACGCGCCACUCAACUUUACUCUCCGUGCCCAAUUCUUUACCUUGGACCAUGUUCAGCCAGAAAAAACCCGCAGAACUUACCACCGACAGCAAAGGACGCUACUUUCUGGACAGGGACGGCUUUCUGUUCAGAUAUAUUUUGGAUUACUUGCGGGACCAGGCUCUGGUUUUGCCCGACUACUUCAAAGAGAAGGCGAGCCUUCUUAAAGAGGCAGAAUAUUUCCAACUUCAAGAGCUGGCAAAACGCCUGAGACCGGCGGUCAGUAAGGAGAACUCCAUCAGCGAGGAGGUGUGCCAGAGCGACCCGGAGGAGGCUGCGCUCGCCGGCACGAGUAUCACCAGCACCGGUCCUCGCUCCCCGUCUCUGGAGGCGAGGAAAUUCGGCUACAUAACCAUCGGGUACAGGGGCUCCUAUACCAUAGGACGAGACAUCCAACAGGACGCCAAAUUUCGACGUGUGGCGAGAAUUACCGUGUGCGGAAAAACAUCUCUCGCCAAAGAAGUUUUCGGGGAGACUCUGAACGAGAGCAGAGACCCCGACAGACCCCCAGAGAGAUACACUUCUCGGUAUUACCUCAAGUAUAAUUUCCUGGAGCAAGCCUUUGACAUGCUGGCGGAGGUGGGCUUCCACAUGGUUGCGUGUAGUUCCACGGGCACCUGCGCCUACUCGAGUAACGACCCCAACGAGGACAAAAUCUGGACGAGUUACACCGAGUACGUUUUUUGCAGGGAGUGAAGUGGACUCACUUUUGGGAACUGUUGUAACACAUUUCUCGGACAUUCACCUUUGCAUUCGUUACGCACCGCGAAUGUGUAGUUGUUCCCACACAAUGUCAACACGUAAAGACUGUCGCUGGGCAGACGUUUUGUGCAUAUUUUGUGUUGUAAGUAAUCAUUUAAUAAUGGCUGAUCUCCCAAAUCUGUCGUCUGUUCCCAGAAUUUAAACAACCGCGGAUAGCAAUUUUCAGUAUUUAAACACUGUAGGUUUGGACUGGAGGAAGCACACAAUGUAGGCCUACUCUCAAUGAUACUCUCAAUGAAAUCAAAUCAAUCUUUAUACCACUUAAGUUCUUCAUAUUUUGUGAUAUUAAAAGUGAAUUACAUUCCUGCAUUUACUAGUUUCCUUAUAUGAGAUUGUUUUUUAUUUUUAUUUUUUUUAUUGAGUACAUCAAGAAGCUCAACAGACACAAAAGAGACAAAAAUAAAAUGUCAUCCCAGUAGUAAAAUUGCAACCUGUUCCAUAAUGAGUGAGUACCUAUAUGUAUACUGUAUAUAUAUAU